Messenger RNA from Galendromus occidentalis (western predatory mite), 928 nucleotides. It is a transcript of the gene mip40, whose product is annotated as Myb-interacting protein 40. Gene Ontology annotation, biological process: negative regulation of transcription by RNA polymerase II. NCBI's taxonomy places the organism in Eukaryota, Metazoa, Arthropoda, Arachnida, Mesostigmata, Phytoseiidae. The transcript is spliced from 8 exons. Gene Ontology annotation, cellular component: Myb complex; transcription repressor complex. The record is from RefSeq and is a predicted model, not a curated record. Bases 109 to 786 code for a protein of 225 amino acids.
GAAUUCACCACUUUUCGGCUUUUGAGAGCGUCAAUAAUAUAUUUCCUCAUUCGGAAUUGAUCGUGUGGCUCCGUGGAUCGCGCGACUGAUUCUUCCGCACGCCCAGGAAUGGAUCCCAAGCUGGUUCGAAUCCCUCAGCUGACUGCUGCCAGAUGCAAGUUCGAUGGAUUACUGCAGCAGAUCGCCGAGCGUAUGGACGAUGUGAGCGGCGAUGAGAAGGCUCCGGAAGACGUGAAACCAGCAGACCCUAAGCAGCACACAGGAGCAUUCCAGAAACCAGUGAAGAAAAAACUCGAAACAACUUCCGGUACCGUGAUCACAAAGAUCCAAGAUUGUUCCCUGGACAUGGCCCUCUUCAAUGAUUCGAGCGUACUCUAUCCCAUGGUUCGGGCCUGGUGUAGGAACGAUAACAGUCGUGAAUGUGUGAGUCUCCAAAGCAUAAUGAGCUCAGACGAAGAGGAACAGGACGACCAUCGUAUCGUGACGAUGAUGCCCCCUCCGCAUCCCCGGGAUGAAGAUGUGCCCAGAAUUCCGAGUGGUCUCCCCCCGCACGGAUGUGAUGUCAUUCCAAUCGCAGCGGAAGGAGACGACCUGCCAGAUCCCGGAUAUUUGCUUCAAGAGCAUCUGCUUCGGUGGAAAAUCGUGCGCCAACAGUGGCGAGAAGCUUCCGCGCUCAAUGAUGCGAGGUAUUUCGAGAGUUGCGAAAUCCUCGCAAAGUGCCAAGCGAUCGAAGAAGCCUCCCCUGAACCCCAGCAUGAAUGGGACGGUAUCGAGCCGCUUCCAUGAAGGAGCGUAUCCAUCCGGGAGAGAUGAAUCUCCCAUCUCUUCAUCACCAUUGUAUCAUUGAGCCUCUAUCAAUCCCAUGCAUUGAGCUCUCAUCGAGCGAAGAAGAACGUCUAAGGAUUUUCCGAAAAAUAAAGUUUAAAAG